This is a messenger RNA of Diachasmimorpha longicaudata, 1035 nucleotides long. RefSeq names its product larval cuticle protein A2B-like. Lineage: Eukaryota; Metazoa; Arthropoda; Insecta; Hymenoptera; Braconidae. Gene Ontology annotation, cellular component: extracellular matrix. The record is from RefSeq and is a predicted model, not a curated record. Bases 364 to 933 code for a protein of 189 amino acids. The transcript has 3 exons.
AAUUGGUAUUAUAUGAUUUGACCACGUUGAGUUACCAUGAAAUUCCCCGAAUAAAUAUUGAAAAAUAAAGACGAACUGAGUGGGACGAAACUCCUGAUAAACAAGUGGAUCGAAUGUACGUAGUUGAGAAAUAUCAGUGUCUUGACCUUCGAGCGUGAAAAAUCGAGAGAUUGAAUUGUUUGAAUCCGUCCUUGACGAGAGAAUAGUGUGGUGGUUUCCGGAUGAUAUUUCUCCAGCUCUCGUCUAGUCGGAUUAACCAGAAAGAGAGAGGGUAUUAAAAUAAAAAUGGAUUAUGAUUCGAUGGGUAUAUAACAGUGGUGAUUCCGUGAUUAAACACAGUCAUAAAUCAAUCAACGCACCGUGAUGACUGAUAGAGUAAUUAUUUUUGCUGCAAUCCUGGCGGUGGCACGGGCGGGUGUCAUUGCACCGACAGUGACAGUACUCCAGCCUGCGGAAGUAGUGGGAAGUACGACUUAUGAUCCUCAGCCGCAGUAUAGCUACAGCUACAGUGUUGCUGAUGAUGUGACUGGGGACCAGAAAGCCCAGGAGGAAACCCGAAAUGGAGAUGUGGUCCAGGGUAGCUACAGUCUUGUUGAACCCGAUGGCUCUAGACGACGGGUGUCCUAUGCAUCUGAUUCUAUCAAUGGAUUCAGUGCUGUUGUUCAGCAUGAGCCAAGUGUCACUGUUGUUGCACCAUCACCUGCUUAUAGGGCUGCUGUUGUCACUGGUCCUGUUCAUAUAGUUCGUCAAUCUCUUAUCACUGCGGCUAAUGCCAAUGUUCAACGAUCGACUUCGGUCGCAUCUCUCUCGCCCUAUACAUCCCAAGAUCCUGUUGGACUCAAUGUACAAGCCGGUGCCCUCUACGCAAAUCAACCUGUCCGUGGACCCUUUGCCCAACAAGCUGUUUCUGAACGUGUGCCAGGACAACAAUAGAUGAUGAAAUCUCAAUUCACGAUGUUCUGGAGAGUCCGGUUGUUAGAGAGUAGAUGUUGAUGGUAAACCCAUAGAUUGUCAGACAUUAGAAAACACUUCAUU